CCUGCCGCCGCCGCCGUCGGAGCCGCCAUGCAGCCCCCGCGCGCCCCGUUCCUCCCGCCGCUGCUGCUGCUGCUGCUGUUCGCGGCGCCAGGCGCGGCCGGGUGUCCCGAGCGCUGCGAGCCCGCGCGCUGCGCUCCGCCGCCGGGACACUGCGAGGGCGGCCGCGUCCGCGACGCGUGCGGCUGCUGCGAGGUGUGCGGCGCGCCCGAGGGGGCCGAGUGCGGCCUGCAGGAGGGCCCGUGCGGCGAAGGGCUGCAGUGCGUGGUGCCCUUCGGCGUGCCCGCCUCGGCCACGGUGCGGCGGCGCGCGCAGGCCGGCCUCUGCGUGUGCUCCAGCAGCGAGCCGGUGUGCGGCAGCGACGCCACUACCUACGCCAACCUGUGCCGGCUGCGCGCCGCCAGCCGCCGCUCUGAGAGGCUGCAGCGGCCGCCGGUCAUCGUCCUGCAGCGCGGCGCCUGCGGCCAAGCAUUCCGCCCUUGACUUCCUGGAGGUACCUCUGAGGACAGGAGCCUGGGAGCCAAGACUUCAUUCAGUCGAAGCCCUGCCCACAGCAGGUCACCUGAUGUCAUUGUUAAAUGCUGUGCAUUGGCCGCGUGCUCCAGCCGUGAGACUUGGCCGGAGCACCCUUUUAGCUGGAGUGCCCAUGCGAGGCCUUUUGGAGGGGGCGCUGUCGUUCUGGAUGCCUGGAGUUGGAGCGAGCCGUCCGAGGACGUGGGGAAGGAUCGGCUCCCCGAUUCACGAGAUCACGAAGAGGGUUUGUGUGGAGCGGAGAGCGAGGGCAAGGGAGGUAGGACAGGCUGGCGAGCAGCAUUUGGGAGCCACAGUGGAUCUUUGGAUGGCGGAAUGUGCCACCAUUCGAAAGAAAGCACUUUUAUUUGUAAGCUGUUUCCCAGAGACUUCAGAGAGGGUCUCUAAUCAUGCUUCUGGAAAUGAAGGCAAAUCAUCUAUUUCAGAAAUCAAUGCUGCUGUCAGGGUUUGGAUGGGAAAGUGUCCAGUUAUACCAGAGAUCAAAAGAGCUGUCGUCUUCCACCAGGGGCAGUUUGGAUUAGCUUAAAGCAAAAACUCUAUACUGGUCAGGGGAUUACGAAAAAGAAAGGAAUUGCAAUUACUAAUAGUCUGAUAAUAAGGGCUAACAUAUACUUCGUGCUUAUUCUGUGCCAGGCCUGUGUUAACCCGUUUGAUCCUCCUAGCAGCCUUAUAAGGGGCGUGCUGUAAUCCUCCCCGGGUUACAGCUGGGAGACAGAGUCACAGAGCAGUACCUUGCCUGGGACUUGAACCCGUGCAUCUGGUCCACAGCCCAUUCAUAAGCACUCUGUGCUGUUGACAGAGAAACCGAGAUUAUAAGCCAACCCCAGCUAAGCCGAAGCUAAUAGCUGGAAUAAACAGAGCUCCAGAUGGCCAUGGCCUUGAGAUGAACAGAAACAAAGGACACGUCACAGUUCUCGCUCCGCAGGCACAGGAGUCUGAGGACACGUUGCCCCCAGUUGCUAUCAAGGCAGCCCUUGCUGAAAAAAAAAGCAAAAAAGCAGAAGCGGCUGUAGCAGAGAUGCGUCCAAACCAGAGCCCCGGGCCCCAAACUGCUCUUGGGCAGAGAAAGGCUCCUCCGGAUUUCCAGACACUGCAAAGAACUAGCCAGUAUGUGUAGCAGAUUUCUGCCAGAAAAAAGGACAGGAAGCCAGAAAAGAGGCCUGAAAAAGACUCCUCAAGCAUAAGAAGCCUAGUCCUUUUCUCCUCCUAGUACCCUCUCCAGGAAAGCUACCCGCGCCGCCGCCCCCCCCCCCCACCUCGCCAAAAAAAAACCCAGCAGCCCCGAGCCCAGAGGUCUCCAAGCCCAGGAACUCCGCGUCCUGGUCUCACCCCAGGCCUGACAAGGGAGGGCUUCUGAAGGGGCAGGCCGGCCACGCAUUCCUGGUGAAGAACCACCACUGGCUUAGAUG
Messenger RNA from Physeter macrocephalus (sperm whale), 1937 nucleotides. Its product is annotated as serine protease HTRA1-like. The transcript has 2 exons. Gene Ontology annotation, molecular function: insulin-like growth factor binding. Gene Ontology annotation, cellular component: extracellular region. Bases 28 to 480 code for a protein of 150 amino acids. Gene Ontology annotation, biological process: regulation of cell growth; regulation of signal transduction. The record is from RefSeq and is a predicted model, not a curated record. NCBI's taxonomy places the organism in Eukaryota, Metazoa, Chordata, Mammalia, Artiodactyla, Physeteridae.